GUAUCCACAUUGGCGACCAAUACGAAAAAAGACGUAAUGAUAGAGACGUUAUCCGCAGAAAAGGCGUCUGCUCACGAUGUGUCGUUAUUUAAGCACUGCUUGAAUGUGUUGCGCUCCGAUUGUACUAAUGGCAUCUCUUCCGCUGAAGCAACUUUGCGAAGGCAGUAUCACGGCUACAACGAGUUUGACGUGCUAGAACAAGAGCCUCUAUGGAAGAAGUACACUGAGCAGUUCCGAAACCCUCUCAUUCUUCUGCUUCUCGCGAGCGCCUUCGUUUCACUUUUGAUGCGCCAGUUUGACGAUGCUGUAAGCAUUACAGUGGCAGUAGUGAUUGUGGUUACUGUAGGAUUUGUUCAGGAGUAUCGAUCCGAAAAGACGCUUGAGCAGUUGAACAAACUAGUUCCGCCUUCAUGUCAUGUGUUUCAGGAGACAGAACCAAUCACUACAUAUAAUGGUGGUGGUCAUGUUGAACAUAUGGUAAACAUCGCUUUUAUGGGUACACUCGUUUGCAGUGGAAGAGGCAAGGGUCUAGUGAUAUCUAUCGCGGCGAAUUCGCAGUUUGGUGAAGUUUUUCGUAUGAUGCAAGGAGAAGAGUUCUAUCUAUAUCUGAUGACAUUUCAGUCACCAAAAACUCCGCUGCAGAAUAGCAUGGAUCAGCUCGGCAAGCAGUUGUCGUUCUACUCGUUUGGUGUAAUCAUUUUGAUUUUCGUCAUCGGCUUGGUCCAAGGAAGGAAGGUGUUAGAUAUGUUCACAAUAGGCGUGAGUCUUGCGGUGGCUGCUAUUCCGGAAGGGCUUCCUAUAGUGGUAGCGGUUACACUGGCAAUAGGCGUAAUGAGGAUGGCUGGGCGACGAGCUGUAGUGAAAAAGAUGCCGGCCGUUGAAACGUUGGGUUGCGUGACCGUUAUCUGUUCGGACAAGACAGGUACACUAACAAAAAAUGAAAUGACAGCUACUUGUGUUGUCACCCCAGAGGGGCGUCGUGCUGAGGUAACUGGUCUAGGAUAUAUUGUCAGUGGAGGCCAGUGUACUUUUGAAGGCGAGCUAGUGAUGGGUUAUAGUCAUCAGGAAUUUGCUAGUAUUAUUGAGGUAGGUGUGGUAUGUAACAAUGCCAAGAUAGUAGCGGAUACUGUUGUGGGACAACCGACGGAAGGUGCUCUCGUGGUACUUGCUCAAAAGACAGGCUUGGAAGGUUGUCGUCAAGAUUACAGACGCCUUCGAGAAGUUCCGUUCACUUCUGAGUCCAAGUGGAUGUCCGUUCAGUGCGAAAAAAACGGCAAAGCUGUGCUCUUCGUGAAAGGCGCCUUGGAUCGUAUACUACCGCUGUGCGAUUCAUAUUUCUCCGCUGAUGGCACAAGAAAGCCUUUAGACGAAUACGUUCGUCAACGGAUAACAGAUGGCGGGCGUGGUCUUGGAGCGACUGGACUGAGAGUAUUGGCAAUGGCUCGAGGUGAUACGAUGCAGUCUCUGAUGUUGGUCGGAAUGGUUGGAAUGCUCGAUCCUCCAAGACUAGGGGCACCCGGUGCCAUUUCAAUGGUUAAAGCGAGUGGUGUUGAAGUGAAAUUAAUAACCGGAGAUUCUCAGGAAACUGCACAAAGCAUCGGAUCGAUGCUAGGUCUGUACAGUUCUCCACGUGACAGCUGUCUCUCGGGUGCUCAAAUGGACAGUAUGUCGGAUCAGGAGUUAGAGUUGGUUAUUCGUCAGGUGUCUAUCUUCUACCGCGCAUCACCUAGACACAAGCUGAAAAUUGUUAAAGCUCUGCAAGGAAUUGGCGAAGUAGUGGCUAUGACUGGUGAUGGUGUAAACGAUGCAGUCGCAUUGAAAAAGGCUGAUAUUGGAGUAGCUAUGGGCUUGGGAGGCACGGAUGUAUGCAAAGGCAGAAGUGUGGCGGCACUGUCCCUGAUCGCAGCAUCAACCAUGUUUCAUUUCGAGAAUCCACUGAAUGCAAUGCAAAUUCUCUGGAUUAACAUAAUCAUGGAUGGACCUCCAGCGCAGAGCCUUGGUGUGGAGCCUGUGGACGACAAUAUCAUCCGUCAACCACCUCGUAACGUUCGUCAGCCUAUGCUCACCGUUCGAUUAAUGAUCGACAUUCUGUGCUCGGCUGCGAUCAUUGUGUUCGGUACCUUAUUCAUCUUCUACAAAGAGAUGUCAGCUGACAGCAAGGUGACUCCACGUGAUACUACCAUGACAUUUACGUGUUUUGUAUUGUUCGAUAUGUGGAAUGCUUUAAGCUGCAGAAGCUCACGGAAAAUGAUCUGGCAGAUUGGACUGUUGCGGAAUCGGAUGUUUUGCAUCGCCGUUACCGCUUCACUCAUUUGUCAACUGUUUGUCAUCUACUGGUCACCACUGCAGCACAUUUUUCAGACUGAAGCCCUUUCUUUACUAGAUAUCGUUCUUCUUUCCACCAUGACGUCAUCAGUGUUUAUCUUCAAUGAGACACGCAAGUAUUUCGAUCUUCGGCGGACGGGCAUCCAUUCGAAAACUGAGGAUCUUUUGUAG
This is a messenger RNA of Angiostrongylus costaricensis, 2496 nucleotides long. NCBI's taxonomy places the organism in Eukaryota, Metazoa, Nematoda, Chromadorea, Rhabditida, Metastrongylidae. The record is from the annotation of a GenBank genome assembly.